UAAUAUAAACGUUAGACAUUACAAAUAGAAACCAUUAAAUUUAUUUUAAUAUAUAUCAAGUAUUAUAUUAAUUAAAAUUUAUAACAGUAACAAUAAUAUACAAUAAUAUAUUUAAGUAAAAUAAUAUCAAGCUUGUUUAAUGUAGUCGUAUGUUUGCGGGAAAAGUGACAGAUUCCCGCGUAACACGCGACUUAAUUGUUAUUGAAAGAUUAUAAAUAAAGUCUAUAUUAAAUAUACAUUAUUAAGAUUGUUAAUUAAAGUUGUUAUAUAAAUAAUAAUAAUGAGCAAUAUUGUUAAUUCAUUGGAACGUCGAUUUACUGGGUUUGCAACACAAUUAGACUAUGACAUUGCGAUAAGACGUUUGAAAUGUUAUUAUUGUGAUGUUUAUCGUGGCGUAUCUGUAAAUCCAGAUAAUCAUCAUGAUUUUACACGAGAUCCAUUGAUAUUUGCGUGUAAAUUUUCUACAAGUGCUGGGUGGGAAGACACACUGGCUCUAGCAUCUGAAGAUGGUAGAAUUGCAUUGCAAGAUACUACUGUUAAAUCAGAAGAACCUCAUUUAUCAAUGGAAGGAACUACUGCACAUUACAAUGCAAUAUUUGACAUAAACUGGAUGCCCGGUGAAAUGAAACUGAUAACAGCAUCCGGUGAUCAUUCAAUAAAAUUAUGGGACGUAGAUGAAGAAAAAAUAACAUUAUUAAAUACAUUUAAUUGUCAUGACCGUUGUGUUAAAACAGCGAUAUUUCGUCCAGAAGAUAAAUCAGUAUUUGUAUCUGGUGCUCGCGAUGGUAACAUAUUUUUUUGGGACAUACGCGCUAAGCAUCCGCAUGAUAACCCAAAGCCAGACAGCGGUAUUUAUAAUGCCCACGGUAUCACUAAAGUAGCAACAACAAAUAAUAAUAAUAGUAGAUCUCGACAUCGCAGACGUUCACUUGUAAGCGGGGAUCGUGCUCAGAGUAUUACAGGACUUGCGUUUCAAGAUAACAAUACUUUGAUAUCAUGCGGUGCCGGUGAUGGUAUUAUAAAGAUAUGGGACAUGAGAAAACAUUACACGAUACACAAAAAAGAACCAAUACCUAAACAUACAUUUAAAUAUAAAGGCGGUAGUACAAGAAAUGGCUUUACAUCAUUAGCAGUAUGUCCAUCAAGUCUAAUACUCUACGUAAAUUGUAUGGAUAAUAUUAUUUACUCAUAUAACUUAUCAUCUUAUAAUCAAAACCCCAUGGCCGAGUACUAUGGACAUCAAAAUUGUACAUAUUUUGUUAAAAGUUGUUUAAGUCCGGAUGGUAAAUAUUUAUUAAGUGGUUCGACUAAUGAACACGCAUAUAUAUGGAAAACAAGUAAACCUGGUGGUCCUAUUUUCAAAUUAUGUGGGCAUACUGAUGAAGUUACGUCUGUUGCUUGGAAACCUUAUGGUGAACCUGUUAUUGCAACCGCUUGUGAUGAUGGAUUUCAUAGGAUUUGGAGAGUUGGCUUGGAAGAAAAAGGUGACAAUGAUGAAAUUGAAAUACAGGGACGUGCAUCACCCAUUCCUAUAACUAUGCAUCCGCAACAAUCGAAACUGGAAUCAACACCAACAUUUUCAGGACUCAGAAAAUCACGGUUCAUUUGUUCACCUGAUUCAGAUAUUGCUUACACAUCCAAUGGCAGUGACGCUGAUCAUAGUAAUAUAGAAUCACCAGAUAUUAUGACACCAGGUAGUUCUGCUAAGAGAAAAUAUUCUCAAAUGUCAAUGUCAAAUUAUUAUACAGAAAAUAAUAAAUUCAAAACAAUAUUAUCGCCGAUACGUGAGAAUGAACAGCCAUGUAAGCGUGCUAACAUGGAAAUGAGAGGUGCCAGAAGAUUAUUCAGUCCCACGAGUACGAGAGACGCCGUGAGUAUUAGUACAAAUAAAUGCCUAGAACCACAACCGGGGCCGUCUACUUCACUCGAUCAAAGGCAAAUAUUGUUUUCACCUACGAUGAAUUUACCGAACUUUGUUAUUGACGGCACGGCCCCACAUCUUAUUCACAGAUCGCCGAUCAAAAGCAAAGAGAACGUUGAUUGGCUGACAAAAAUACGUCAGACGAGAUACGAAAGAUUCUUAUCGCAGAUAGAAAAUAAUUCCAUUAAUAUUAAUUCCUCAAAUGUAAAUACUAGUAAUAGUCAUAGUAAUAAUAACAAUAAUAAUAGUAGUGGUCAAGAAACGACACCGGGGAGAAAAAAAACUAGGUCGAGAUCGAGGUCUACGGAAAAUCGAAUCAAAAGUCCCGCGGUUUCUUUACUUAAGUUUUUUAAACGCGACUCUUCCACUGAAAAAGAUACUGAUCGAUAAUCAAAAGUAAUUACUUAAAUUUAUUAUUAAUGAAUUAAAUUUAUUAAUAUUGUUAAUUAUUGACUUUAAAUAAUAAUUGUGACAUUUUUGUUUUUGUUUAAAUGUUGAUGCUAAGUCUUGUAAGUUUUUUAUGUUUAAUUAUUUUUUAAAUUAAUAUGUAUAACUAUAUUUCUAAAUUAUCAUAAAAUGAGGUGAUUUUAAUUAAAUAUAAUUAUCAUAAUUAAAUAAUUAAAUCGUAAAAAAAUAUCAACUUUUUUUCCGUGGAAAUUUAAUUAUUAAUUAUCAUUACUUUACAAAAGAAAAAAAUGAUUGUUUGAAAAACUAUAAGUAUUAAUUUAUGAAUCUGUAUUAAAGACUUGAUCACCUCAUUUUCAAAUUUACAAAAAAUUCAUACGUUGCCAUUUGUAAUCAGAGUUAAAUAGCUUAGUUGAUAAAUAAUGAACAUAAGACCUUUUAUUAUUGAGUUUUUCAUACGGGGAAAAUUUAUUGAAACUAAUUAACGGUUCGAAUAAAAAAGGCAUUAGAUUAGAUAAUUAUUUUAAGUCGAUUUAAUUUAAAAUCAGUUAAAAUUUAAAGGUCAAUUUUAAGAAUGUAUUUACUCAUAGCAGACCUAGUUAUUGGCUCUUAUUUCGUUGUUUUAAUUAUUUAUUGUAUGCUCAACUAUUAAUUAGUAAUUAUUAUAAUUUAUUUGUUACUUGUAUUUGGGCAUUUUUUUCAAGUUUAUCGUUCGGAAUAUUGUAGUACAGACUUGAUGGUUUAAUUAUUAUUAAUAAACAUCACGAGAUAUUUUUAAAAUAGUCAACUUACUAAGGACAUUCUCAGAGAGUGCCUCUAAUUUUAAAAAAAUUUUUAACCUGCCAUAAGCAUAUCAAAAUUUUUAUCAAUUAAUUAAAAAAAAAAUAAAGUAUCAAUAGAAAAAAAGGACAAAGUACACUGUAAAUAAUCGGGAGCAAAUUCGGAGUGAAUACAGAUAUUAUUUCAAUCCGCAUCCACUCCGAUUCGGAGUUUUAAUAUUUAAAUAAAUUUCCCAUCGGGGUAAAUUUAACUCCGGAUUUAAUUCACGUUCACUUCGAAAAUUUUUUACGGUAUAGUAACGAUUUCAUUGAUAUAGAAUUUUAAAAAAUUACUUACAGUUGAUAUCAGUUGGAAGUUAAACAAAAUUUGUUGAAUAAAUUUCGGUAAAAUCUUCAUGUUAAUUUUGGAAUUUGAAUUUGCAAAUUUUAUAGGCUAAAAUUUAUCUAAAAAAUUUUGUUCAAUUCCUAAUUGAUAACAACUGUAAUUAUUUAUGAAUUCUAUAACUCGGUGAAAGUGUCCUCUUUCAGUUAAGGUUUAAUUUUUUUUUUAAUAAUUAAUUAAUAAAAUUUUAAUACGGUUAUGACAGUUGAGUAAUUACAUAUUUUUAAAAAGUGGGGAGAUACUGUCUGAGACUGCCCUGAAAAGGAAUCUUAUUUUCAAAAUUCAAAAGUCAAAAACUACAACAAAGUCAAUAACUAGAUUGUUUACUCAAAAUAUUAUUAUUAAGAUAUCUGACAGUACAAUUUAUUCUACAUGAUAUUUAAAGUACCUUUUAACUAUGAACAAAACCUUUUAACUAUGAUCCACCGUUUUUACAAUAAUUUAAAAAUCAUAGCGACUCUUAUUAAAUUAUCAUAAUAUAUGAUAAUACACUUACUAUCAUAUCUAUUAACAAUACACAAAGUAUUAAAUUGAAAAUCUAAUCAUUUAAU
Molecule: messenger RNA, 4038 nt
Organism: Microplitis demolitor
Lineage: Eukaryota; Metazoa; Arthropoda; Insecta; Hymenoptera; Braconidae
Gene: l(2)dtl
Product: protein lethal(2)denticleless
Exons: 4
Coding region: 281-2311 (676 amino acids)
Biological process (GO): mitotic G2 DNA damage checkpoint signaling; proteasome-mediated ubiquitin-dependent protein catabolic process
Cellular component (GO): nucleus
Molecular function (GO): protein binding; protein-macromolecule adaptor activity
Source: RefSeq, a predicted model, not a curated record